CUGACCAAGUGUUACUUGAUCCCUCCGGACAAGACAUGAUGAACAAACCACGUGCGCUUAAGAGAAAACUAGAUUUGAUCAGAACCAGAUCUGAGCAAAAAGAAGCUAUGAAGCUUAAGAGGCGACUAGAUGAGAAAACGGAAAGAACGGCAACCUUAAAACCCACAGAUUGGAAGAGCGUUUCUGUAAAGCAUGCGGAGAAGUUUCAAAAGCUUUUAGAACUGUGGGAAAGUGAUCCUGAAUCGAUAACAAUAGUAAAUGAUAAUGGCGUAUGUUUCAAAAAAGAGUUCGCGAUAGGCAGUGGCAGUUAUGGCACGGAGGUGUACAUUUGCUUGGGAUCUGACGGAAUAGAACGAGCGAUAAAACGUUUGCCAAAACUCUUGUGCGAGAAAUUCUUGAAGAAUGAACGAGAUAUCUUGAAUUCUCGGAAUGCAGUCGACUCGCCACGAAUUGUAAAUUAUUGUUUUUACGAUGACACUUCCAAUCCUGAUUUCGGUUAUUUGAUUCUAAGCUUAAAUGAACAGAAUCUUGAAGAAUUUAUCAGGGAAGAAGGCGAAAGCAUGACAGAAUCCGGUGCUACGAAGAUGAUACGUCAAGUGUUGGAAGGGCUGAAAGCAUUACAUACAAGAGAGCCUAGAAUUCUACACAGAGAUUUGAAGCCAACUAAUAUACUUGUUGAUGUGCAUGGUAAUUUACUCCUGUCUGAUUUUGUUAUGGGACGCUUUUUCCCAGAACAAGGUAUUUUCACAAGAUGUAUAUCAUAUAUCAAGAUAUAUAUUUUAAACAGAUCUAUUGAAGUAUACAACCCCCAAUAAGUUAGCGUUGAACAAGAACUGUCUUGUUCUUUAAAAAUCUCUUUUAUUUUUGACCUGGGAUUGUUCGAUUCAUAAACUAAAGUUAUCCUGGACAAAUACAACAGAAUUUAUAUAAAAUUACGGUCAGAAUACAAGAACCUUCCCACUUCCGCUUCUGUAAUUUGUUUGGGUAUACUUAAGGCCACAUAAAAAAAAUUACUUGUUUAGCGUCCACCCAUUUUAAUUUUCCUAGGUCGGGCGGGCGGAUUUUUUUUUUUUUUUUCGUAAAAUGCAACACAAAAUUCUGCUAAAUGCAGGGCUUUUAAAAUUAAGGAGAUCCGGGGACUUUUAUCAGGUCGGGCGGGGACACUAAACAAGUAAUUUUUUUUAUGUGGCCUAAAGAUGAUGAUGGGAGAGGUUUUUGUCUGAAAAAUUUUUUUUCUGGAAAAAAUUUUAAAAGGGGUGGGUCAUAAUUUUUCAGCACCAAUUUAAGGGUGGGCUAUAAAUUUUCGUGCAGCUAUUAAGGGGUGGACUACCAAAAGUUCAGACACCAAAUAUAUGAUUUUCCCAGCCCCCCUCCCCUUUACUUUAUGACCGGUCCCUAACCCCUUGGUGGGCCUCGUUUCAAUAUUAUUUGUUUGAUGCAGAAGAAUUCUAGAACAGUUUAGUCCACUUUCAGCUGCCUUGGAAAAAACCUUUUCCUGUUGUGGCUUGAUUAAAAUGAGGGAAUAAAUUCGUCUAAUUCCUGUGUGACUUACGCAUGCACGUCCUAGCAUUAUACAGUUAAUUCAUGCAAUUUGGAAAAACAAGCACUCGUGAGUUUUUCAAAGACUUCAAAAUGCGCUCGUCCUCUGGACAAGUUUUCAAAGACUUGAUAGUCUUUGAAAAACUCACUCGUGCAUGUUUUUUCCAAGUUGGAUGAGAAACCAUAAUAUUACUUAUAGUAAUAUACAUUAACUGAUUAAUGCUAGGACAUGCAUGUGUAUAAGUCACACAGGAGUUAGACGAAAUUAUUCCCUCAUUUGAAUCAACUCAAGUCACUGCAGAUAUAAUGGUCAAUGGGUUUAUAAUGCUUUAUAUGUUGGUUAUGGUACAGUGUAAUAUGUAGUUUUUUUACCACAGUCAGGGGCACACUUUAUGGUUGGGUGUUUAGGGUGGUGUGGCACCCUCCCAACAUUUAUGAAAUCAGUCUUAAAAGUUGGUCCCAAAAUGUUUAUUGUAUUAAUACUGUCAGUCUGCUUUUUAUCCAAAACAGACGAUCAUUUUGUGCAUCCAAUAUGUCAAAAAGAGAUAAACAAUUGGGUGCAAAUUGCUAAUAGCAAAACCGGUAGAAUGCCUCAGUUUAUUGAGCUUGGCUUUUGCAAAAUUUUCAAUGAAAACAAAAGUGAAGUUUUUAUUUUCAAUGUAUAGUUCCCUUACACCUGCAUAUAAUAAUGAAAAAUCAUGAGUUUCAUGUACUUUACAAUCUUCAGAAUUUGUAUAAUCGUCCCCCAAAAAUCUGGGGGAGCAUGCCCCCUGGACCCCACUAGUGCUGUAUUCUGUCUUUGGCACCACCACUGAAUAAAAGAAUAGUGAGAAACUAUUGUGAAUUUAGAUGUUAUUUACUCAAGAGUACCUAUCAGAAAAUGCAGAAAUUCUUGUCCUAGUAAUAUUCAAAACUUCGGAAAUUUACUUGGGGAACUACCCUAGGUCCCCAGCAAUGGAUAUUUUGCAAUUAUAUUACAGAUUACAGAUAUUUCACAGCACACUCUCUAUCAGGGCUUUUUCAGUGACUGGUUACAUUAUGAAUACGUAGAUAGAUAGAACCGGACUGAUGUACGUGAAGCAGACCGAGGUAGACUUUGAGCUUACAAAUGGCACUUGAGCAGCCGCUAUUAGUCCAUACCUCAUUAAUGAUCUGCCUCCAGACCUAUGUGCCUAACCCACCCUGUCAACUUUCCCUGUGGGAGGAAACACGGAGUACCCGGAGAAAACCCACGACUUUCGGCAGAGCUUUGACUUUUCACAUGAGGACUGGGUUCGAAUCACAUUGAGAAAUUCUCAUUGAGAUUUGAACCCACGCCUUAGAGGUGAAAGGCAAGUGCGCUAACCACUUUGCCACCGGCGAAUUGGUUGAUUUCCAAACAAAUUGGUUGAUUUCCAAACAAAUUGGUUGAUUUCCAAACAAAUUUGGAUAUAAAAAUAUAUAUUUUCUUUAUUCUGGCUCAAAAGCCACUAACACUUAAUGCUUUACAUCUCUAUAAUGGCAUUUACAACAUUGAGGAGUCUGUCUCAUAACAGAUGACACCCCCCUGACCAGUACCACAGUAUAGUUUUACAGGAUAUUCACUUGGUUUAAUAUUGAGUUCCAUGAAUAGAAUUUGAGUCAAGCAUGUCCUGUGACCUGUGCCAAGAUUAUCCAGUUUACAGACAACCCAGUUUAUCAGACUAACUGAGUGGAUCACAACACACUGAAUACAUGACCAGCUAACACAGGACCUCUCCAAAAAAUCUCAGCAUGCUAAAAUAAUAAAGUAAAAAAUAAAUUCCGAAAAUACAGGACAUCUUGAGAAUUCAAUAUAUAAUUCAAAACAAGACGCAGUUUGAGACUGUAAAUUUUCGACUUUAUUUCAAAGUCAUCUUCUUUCAAAUAAAGUUGAAAAUUUACAGUCUCAAACUGCGUCUUGUUUUGAAUUAUAUAUUGAAUUCUCAAGAUGUCCUGUAUUUUCGGAAUUUGUUUUUACUUUAUUUUUUUAAAUUGUCGGCUGGUCAAGGUUUUUGCUGCUAAAAUAAGAUCCCUACAAGCAAUAAUUAUUGCAUGCUCAACUAAAAGUUAAUCAAUCUGUCAUAUUAAAUAGAUUUCUGGAUCAAACUAAAGAUACCUAAACUGGCUAAAGUCAUCUAUGUGUUACUUCAUCAGAUUAGCACACCCCACUUACUAAUAAAGAGUGUAUGUUCAAGCUGAGGGUCUGCUCCAAGUGCAAGUUGUCUCUUAUUGUCAAUGCUUGUUCAAACAACAACUUUGUGUCUGCCUGCAAUGUGUAGCUGUGUGACAACAGCUAAGUAUUAAAACAUCAAUCUCUUGGUGUUAAAUAUCUUUACUGUGUUCACACAUAUUCUUCCAAUCCAACAAAAAGGUUCAGCUAAACGAAGGUCAUGUUGUGAUUAGCAAUUAAAUAUUAACUGAUCAAGCAGUUCACUAGACACUACGGCUGCAGUAUGUACGAUUUCUCUUUAGCCGCUAUUGUAUGUGACGGUGAGAACUGUACUACUAUAAUCAUAAAACUAUUUGUAAUUUGGGGUCAGUUUGGAUCGUAUUUGUGUAACGUACUUUAGGUCAAGGGAAGUGAAAUAUCAGUUUACCGUCACCCGGGCGCGUGAAAUUUUUCAUUAUUUUCUAUUGUCCUCUUGGACUUUUGUGAAAAUAUUUCAAAAACAUUAUUUAUUUCGUCCAGAAAUUCUAUUGGAAGCCCUUCCGCUUUGAACAUUGCAAGUAUUUCAUGUAUUGAUCGAUUUAAUCCAACCUAAACUUUCCCGUGGCAAAAUAAUAAGCGUACAUGAAGUAGGUUACAUUUAGACCAAUCAUAUUGCUUGAAACGGUCACAAUCCUUCAUUGUCAGAGGUAAUCUUCGAGUUAAGCCUUUUUCGAGUUACGCCCCGACCACGCCCAAACCAAAAGCAUUCUCGUCAAGGGCUUAACUCGAAGAAAGAAACACAACUUGGAAAGUUCGAGUUAAGUUAAUUGUAGGAUCAGUUUCAAUUGUUGAGGUAGUGAUUAGAAAUCUUCCCCAGAACAGGAGAAAUGCCAUUUCAAAGGCUCUAGACUUCACAAAAAAUUUUUGGGAAACGAGAAAACAAAAAGAGAGAAGUUUUGGUUACAACGGUGCAUUUCUUUGGACUAAUUUACCGGUUAAUGUGAAAAAGGACAAUACUUUAACUUAUUUUAAAAAAACUGAUAAAAGAACAUGAUAAUUUGUAAAUAGUUUCUCCAUAGUGUAUGUGUUAUUGCGCGUUUUUACAUGUGUAGUUGCUUACUAAAAUCGACUGGGGGGAGCAAUCACCAACUCCCCCCCCCCCCCUAGUGUGCACCAUAUGGCAUGAAGAGACGGGUAUUGUAGUUUGGUAUGGUUAGUUCAUUAAUGGGCGAAACUCUCUCUCUUUGACAAGUAAAAUAUUCAUCUGAGACUGUCAAACAAAGUAAAAUACUAAAAGAUUAAAUGGGUCAAUUUUACUUCUUUACAGGUGCAACAACAUACCAUACCAGUAACGAAAGUGGAUCACACGGCUGGGUCGCAUAUGAAUGUAUUGACUGGGGUGGAUUGUUUUCUCAUAAGGCACGGAACCCUUCAGAUACACCAAUACAACUCAGGUGGAAAGAGAAAUCAGAUAUCCAAGUCGCAGGCAUGUUAUCAUUUUACAUCUUGACCGAAGGAAAGCAUCCGCUUGGUCCAAAAAUAGUCCGACUAAUGAAUUUGCAUGCUAACAAUCCAAAGCAUUUAAGAGAUCUAAGUGAUCCAGUGGUCACAGACCUGCUUUCUCAGAUGUUGGCUCGGGAUCUAGAUCAACGGCCAUAUGUGGAGCAAGCCCUGAAGCAUCCUUACUUUCUCUCUCUCGAAGAGCAGAUGAAAUUUGUAGAAGCUGUAGGCAACGAACCGAAAUUAAAGAAUUUCUGUGCUGUUUACAGACAGCUGAACAACCUUGAUCCAUCCAAACCUCGAAGUCGGUUGUUACCAAAGGAUUGGAAAACAGUGAUUGGCCAUGAUGACCUCGACACAUUGUGUAGAGGAGGUCACCGCUCCCCAUCAGAGUAUAAUGGUAGCCGUUAUACUGAUUGUCUUCGAUUGAUACGAAACACAUUUCAGCAUCGGGAUGGCAAACUGAGUCAAUUGAAAAAGAAGACACCGGCUACUUCUUCUCUUGAGGAAUAUUUUUUUCAGUUAUUUCCCAAACUCCCGUUUGUUCUUCAUCAAAUAAUCAGAGAGUGUCCCGACUGGAAAACACGCCCUGCCUUGAAGGAGUUUUUUCCUGUGGUAGACCGUCAUGCAGUGACUGAUGCAGACUAAAGCAUACACAAUGUGUAAGAUUCGUAUAUUUCAUUACCAUGGUUUUCAUUAUUCCUUUAUACCAGGUAGUUGGCAAAUCAUUGUAUCCCGCUUGUCCAAAACGACGUACUAUUUCGUAAAACUGAUCUAGUUAUUUGCAAUCUUAAAUUUUGAAGUUAUCUUGUUGAAGAAUGAAAGUAUAGUGAUACAUUAUAAGUUGGUUACAGAGCUCUGUUGUGUUAUUAUAUCUAGUCAAUAUACACUAGUACAGCCGCCUACUUUAUCAACACAGCCACCUACUCAGAAUAAUUCUGAAAGCCUGGAUAGGAAGGAAAAAUAAAAUAUUUGAGUGAAACUGAUUAAAAACUAAGAAUUAUAGCUGAAAUUUGGGGAAAUUUGCAGAAACAUUGAGGAAAAACUAAAGGACCAAGCCAUCAAUGCUAAAAAAAUGAAAAAUAAAAUUAAUUUCCAGAAUUGGGCACUUUUCCCCUCCCCUCCCUCCACCCUUUAAAAUAGAGCUUGAGCCGCUGGCGCCGCUGAUGACCAUAAUGGUUCAUCUGAGCCCAUUAUGGUAACAUUUUCAGUCAACUGGUUAUUGGAUAGUAAAACCACGAUCUUGAACAUUAUUGUUAUAAUGUUGUUUCAAUUACGCAUUCCAGAAAUAAUGUUCAAAUGCAUUUGUUUAUUUUUUCAUAGAUUCGUGAAGGUUAUGCACGGCGUUUAACCGCUUAUUUCAGGGAAAGCAGUGCUCGUGGCGUUACUGGCACUUUAAACAACACAAAAUAAUUUGGAAUGUAUUCUGUAUAUACAAAAACUAGCGGAGAGUUGCCAUAUGCAAUGUACAACAUUUUGGUCAAAAUUUAGCCUAAAAGGAGUUUAAUAAUUUUAGCUUAGUAGCAAUAUCUUAGUUUGCACAAUACAGUCUCUUAUAAAGAAUAUAUAUUAAUCAUAAUUUAGUGACUGAUAGGUUUUAAAACGAUUUUCAUUUAAAUACAACAGUCUCAAUUAUCGUGAUAAUGUAGUUAAUUUUAAUUUGCACCUAAAACUUGUGGUAAUUUUAGUUCUAGCUAGUAACAUGCACAAUAUAUAUACACAGUUGUAAACUGUUAUCCAAUUUUCAUAGAAAUUAAACUAAAGUUUGAUCGAUA
Paramuricea clavata is the source of this 6963-nucleotide messenger RNA. NCBI's taxonomy places the organism in Eukaryota, Metazoa, Cnidaria, Anthozoa, Malacalcyonacea, Plexauridae. The record is from the annotation of a GenBank genome assembly.